AUGUCUGUUCUCUGCACUGAUGAGGAACAUUCAAAGAAUGCUGAACACAGUGAUAUUGAUCUGUGUGGAAAGAUUUCCAUUCUGUAUGGCAUCCAGGAUACAAUAGUGUCAGUGGUUGCUAGUGAGGAGGUAGGAAUGUAUGAUUAUAUUUCAGGAGCUGUGUAUGGAUUGAAGGGAUGCUGUCACGAUGAAUCUGAAUAUCAGUUAAAGGUAAUAUAUUCAAGUAGCUAAGUAAAGAGUUGGUGGCUUUGAUGACCUAACAUAAAUGAAUUGGUUGUAUCUGACUCAGGUAAAAUAUAGAACAGGGUUCUAGUAGAAAUGAAGGUCAGUGUCUCUUGUCAGUGUUCAGUCAGUGUUGUGUUGAGACUCCUGCUUGUUUUGUUGAAUGAUUCUGCCUUCUACAAAAAUGUGUCUAUGCUUGAAAAUUGACUCGUAAAAAUUUGGCAGAUUUAUCAUGUAGUCUAAGCAUUAGUAACUUUGUGUUUUGUCCAGUUCUAGGAUGAUUCGUCCUGCAAUCUAUUAGUUACCUUUUGUUCAUAGUCAGUUCUCAAUCAGGCUUUCCAACAGUCCAGUUAUAAAAUUGUCUGGAACUUGUCGUCAAGGUUGUGGGGAAGUGCAUGUAUUUCGUCUUUGUGUGUGGCUGUGGACGUUUCACAGUAGCAUAGCUAUAGCCAGACAUCUUUUGUCAGCUUGUCUUGCACUGUUUCCCAGUGGGCCCAUGGAAUUGGAUCAUAUAUAUCAGUAACUGCAGCUAAGUUGUUAACAUAUAUUUAUCAAAAUUUCCAUAAUAUUAAAGCUAGAAAUGCUGUAAUUUCAUAAAGUACUUUACGUCAGUGAUGAGAAUUUGUUUAUCUAUGUAGGACAAGAAGUCCCCCCUUUCAUCAAGUGCAGUGAGUUUGGACCUUAAGGAAUUCAUAGUUCAUUUUCAACAAAAACUGAGAAUGUCAUCUCACAGUGUUGACAAUGACAAUGUGUUAAAGGAACACUCUCCUGUUGCCUGGUUAAUGAUCUCACCAGCUCUUGGAGUGACCCUUGACUGGCAAGUACAAGAGAAAGUCCUUGAAUUUAUAGAAACUUUGUCAUCAGAGGAAUUUGCUGACAAGCAAGCAUCUGACAGUUACAACGAAGGAUGUUUUUCAAGCCAGUGGUACAAUCUGUUGGUAGUUGUUGACCAAUAUCAUUGUUGUGGGAAGAAUAUUCCACUGAUUGAGGUAUUUGAGUUUUGCAGGAAUGGUGAAAUUAAUGUUGUAAACUUUGACUUAACUUAA
This is a messenger RNA of Pocillopora meandrina, 1268 nucleotides long. The record is from the annotation of a GenBank genome assembly. Lineage: Eukaryota; Metazoa; Cnidaria; Anthozoa; Scleractinia; Pocilloporidae.